CGACACAUAGUUGAUAUGCCUUGUCCGAAAACACCGAAGCCCAAAACGGUCCUUUAUUCAAGUGUACGUGUGUGUGUGUAUGUGUGUGUAUUCUUAGCUUUGCUCGUCUCUCUUCCGCAAUCCGGUGGAUUCGUUACCUUUUUGCUUUAUCAAGAUAUUAAUAAAGGUUUCACCUGAUUGAUGGGAUUCUCCUUCUCUUCAAUCCGUUUCGGUUUCUUGAGAAUCACAUUCCUCCUUGCUCUCUCUUGCGUCCUCUUCGUGAGCCCUGUUGAUUCCAGCGCUCUAAAGCCUAAAACAGAGCAUGAUUGCAGUGCCCUGAAGCACUUUCACGACUACGAAUCAAAGUGCGCUUACCUGAAAACCAUCGACCCUUGCGCGAGCCAAGGCUUCAUCGAUUACCUCUCCUUACUCUAUUGUAAUUUCGAAAAGUUUCCACUUUUGGGUCAAUCUCUCCUCUUCCUCUGGCUCCUUGCUCUGUUCUACGUGUUGGGCCACACUGCAUCCGAGUAUUUCUGUUCAUCUCUCGAGUCUCUCUCAAAGCUUCUCAAUUUAUCUCCAACCGUUGCCGGCGUGACUCUUCUCUCGCUAGGUAAUGGCGCUCCUGAUUUGUUCGCGAGUUUGGUCUCUUUCAUGGGGGAGUCAAAGGGUACUUACGAUGUUGGUCUCAACACUGUUGUGGGAGGCUCUUCUUUCGUCACGUGCGUUGUUGUUGGGAUUAUAAGUAUCUCGUUGCGUACUAGAAGUGUUCGGAUCGAGAGGUCUGCUUUUAUAAGAGACGUUUGUUUCUUCUGUGCAGCUAUUGGCUCAUUGGCUUUGAUUUUGGUUUAUGGAAAGAUUAACUUCUGGGGCGCUCUUGGGUUCUGUUCACUGUAUGCUGUUUAUGUUGCCUUUGUGUAUCUUUCUUGGAGGUUUGGUGGAGAAGGUGGUGAGUUUGAUCUUGAGUCAGUUCAUAAGCGUGGGAGUCUUAGUGAACCAAUCUUGCAGAGAGACGAUCUUGAUGAUGGUGUUGUUGAAGAAGAGCAUCGUAAUGUCGCUGAUGAUGACGAUCAUCAGCGACAUUACUGGAAGUUGGUGGUUUGGUUUAUCACUCUGCCUAUCUACUUGCCAAGGACACUAACUAUUCCUGUUGUUAGUGAAGUCAAAUGGUCUAAACCAAUAGCUGUUGCCUCGGUCACAUUAGCUCCGCUUCUGUUGUCGUUUCUAUGGAACUGGAAGCGGAGUCCAACGAGUUUUGAGGCAGGAGUUGUGUAUCUAACCGGGUGUUCGGUCGGUGUAGUUCUUGGUGUCACUGCAUUAGCCACAACCAAGAAGUCAAACCCACCAAAGAAAUGGUUAUUACCAUGGUUAGCAGGAGGGUUUGUAAUGAGCAUGACAUGGAGUUACAUAUCAGCACAAGAACUCGUUGCGCUUCUAACUUCAAUAGGUUACAUUUUGGGCGUUAGCCCGUCGAUCUUAGGCCUAACGGUCCUAGCAUGGGGAAACUCUAUAGGAGAUCUUAUAACCAACGUGACCAUGGCGUUACACGAUGGGGACGAAGGAGCUCAAGUGGCUGUAUCGGGAUGUUACGCGGGUCCUAUCUUUAAUACAUUGUUUGCUCUUGGGAUAUCGCUUGUGGGAUGUGCGUGGGAGGUUUAUCCGACGAGUAUUGUGAUAAAGACAGAUCCUCGUUUGUUGGAGAGUCUUGGGUUUCUGGUCGUAGGACUGGUUUGGUCGUUCUUGGUUCUGUUUAGUAAUCGGAUGAGGCUUGGUGGUGUGAUGGGUUUAGGGCUUUUGGUUAUUUACUUGGCUUCAUUGUCUAUAAGAAUUGUACAAACAAUUGGAGAUUCUUACUAGCUAACCUUUGAUUUAAACUCAGAGUUUCAUACGUAUAUAAUCUUCGCAAUAUGAGUAGCUUACUAUGUAUAGGUCGAGCAUGGGAUGCAUGUAUGUAUAAUAAAUGUAGUUAUGGAAUUCAACGAGAGUAGCUAGAAAUUUAAUACGUGUAAGAUGCUCGACUAGUCAACAAUCUCUACUCAUGCUUUGCUUGAUGAUAAAGUUUAUACAUGCCCACACAAUCUUUAGGUCAUGCAUAGUAUAAUGUGUACUAUAUUUUUUCUUGGACAUAUUCUUUUUGUUUCAUAGAGGGAAUUACUAUAGUCUAUUUAAGUCUCAGUAUUGAGGGAGUUACUUGAAUCGACAACACUCGUCUCUUU
Molecule: messenger RNA, 2192 nt
Organism: Eruca vesicaria subsp. sativa (arugula)
Lineage: Eukaryota; Viridiplantae; Streptophyta; Magnoliopsida; Brassicales; Brassicaceae
Source: the annotation of a GenBank genome assembly